This is a messenger RNA of Octopus bimaculoides (California two-spot octopus), 4192 nucleotides long. RefSeq lists its product as uncharacterized. Lineage: Eukaryota; Metazoa; Mollusca; Cephalopoda; Octopoda; Octopodidae. Gene Ontology annotation, molecular function: DNA-binding transcription factor activity, RNA polymerase II-specific; RNA polymerase II cis-regulatory region sequence-specific DNA binding. Gene Ontology annotation, cellular component: transcription regulator complex; chromatin; PcG protein complex. Gene Ontology annotation, biological process: regulation of transcription by RNA polymerase II. The record is from RefSeq and is a predicted model, not a curated record.
UGUAGGCAACAACGUAGCUUUUUUUUUUAUUUAUUUUCGUUUCGUUUUGUUCUCUAUCAUAUUACCACCCGACAACCACCUGUUGAAACAGCUUCGGUAUUAUUCCCCAUCAUACGUUGUCUUAUUAGGAAAAUAUUUCUUCAAGUAAACUACUAGAGUGAUAUGAUUUAAUAAUUUUAUUCCAAGUUUAAGCUGUAUAUUUUCUAAAAGACAGAGCAAAAAAAAAAUAAAUAAACAAUAUAUAAACAAGCAAAUAUUGAAGGUUUAGAUAUUUACAAAAUCGUCUGAUACUUUAAAUACAAAAUCGAAACUAAUAGCAUAACAUACUAAAGCAAAGACCAUAUUUACAUAUAAAUGAAACAGCGAUGGGAGAUAUGGAAAUGAGAGGAAGGAAGGGAGGGCACAAGUCGUUUCCUGCUACGGUGGCGGCGCAACCACCGUCGCACAACUGGAGAUCCCUAAGUUUUUGCGUCAAUUUGAAUUGCGUCCCUUGAUGCACUCUCCACCGUCACGUAGACCCUUGAGUAGGAUGAUGGCGAAGCGAGAGGUCUGCUAGAGGAAGAAGGGGAGGACUGGUAUACCAGCUGAUCGCCGGCUCGUUCGGUUAGUGUCCACCGUGUCCACUUCACCAACAAAGACAAAAACACCCGAGGACACGAUCUAAAUUCCAAGAGCAAGAUGAGUGUGGUUUCCACAUCUCCAAAUAGCAGUUAUCCUCCUGUUAAAGAACCUAAUAAUUUGAUGUGUCGAUACUGUGCUAUGCAGUUUGACACGGAGGAUGAGCUCAAUGCUCAUGUACUUUCACAUUCACGUGGGGCUGCUCCUUUGAAAUGUACACUGUGUGGUCAAACAUACCGCACUUCAUCAAAACUUCAACGUCACAUACGGGUACAUAGUGGAGAAAAGCCAUACAUCUGUCAUAUAUGUGGACGCCGAUUUUCUCGCUCGGAUCAUCUGAAACAACACGCAAAAGUGCAUUCUAACCACCGAACGAAGAAUACUUGUAGAAUCUGUAACGCAAGGUUUGUGGCCUCCCAUCUAUUAAAAUCUCAUCUACGUAGUCAUGGAAUAAAAUCUGUCCAGACGUGUGAAACUUGUGGAGAGGCAUUUGAAACUCUCAUCGAAUUAGACAAACAUCAAAAGUUACAUGAAGUAAAACAAAAUACGGUUGGGAAAGUACGGAGAAAAAAUAGCCUAACUCCUGAAGAAGUGUCUAAUGGUGAUACUGAAACAACUGAAGAGCCACCUGUUAUUGAAGGUGCAAAAUGGACUGGCUGUGCACGUUUCUGUUUGGUAAGCUCUCAACCAGCAGAAAAUGAAACAAGCACCUAUAGCAUUGAAACAGUUGAAAACAGUGAAAAAAGCUGGAUGAAAAUCCUUGGCCAGCUAGCAGAAGCUGAUUAUGCAGAACACAAUGCUGCCAAGAGUGAAAAUUUAAAUGAAACUGUUGUAAACUAUGACUUGUCCCAGAAAUCCAGCACUAUUCACAGCACUAACUUAGAAGAGAAUAAUAACCAAAUGUUAGAGACUAAGGAAAUUAGUGAUCAAAUAAAUGACUCCAGCACAAAAAGUCUAAGUCCUCUUCUAACUAUUCAAGAAUCUGCUAAUGAUGAAGAUGAUUUUGUUGAUGAGGAAGAGGAAGAGGAGGAUAAUGAACAUUCAGAGGACAUAAUAAAAUCCUCAACUAUUAAACAUGAGCCUGGUGGUGAUAUUGAAGAAGAGGAGGAAGGUGGUGAGAACGAUGACGAAGAAGGGGAGGAGGAUAUUGAACCAAACUGUGAUGAGCUAUCUUGUGAUGAAAGAAUGGAAGUGAUAGAAGCAAGUGAGGAGUUUAGUGAUGAUGAAUCAACAAAUGCUGCCCUAAAAGUUUGUUACUCACUGGUAGGCAGUGGGGAAGAGUUUGAAAACAUAGAAGCUGAAACAAUUACUGAUGGUACCAAAAUGUUUGUUGUACCUAGCACUUCUGACUUUGAGAAAAAUGACCAAGAAGAUGAUAUUUCUGAUAACAUAAGAAAUGGCGAAGUAGAUUUUGAUAACCAACAAAUCAGUUAUACAAUAAGUUUGGUUGACAAGCAACCUCUGGAAAGUGAUCAAACUGCCAACAACAGCAGAACCGGACCAUUUCAAAUUGGUAACAAAAAAAUCAGCAAUUGCAAACAUUGCGGGAUUUGGUUUGAAGAUUUUGCUAUCUACAUGUUACACAACAGUCUACACCUUGGAAAUGAUGAUCCAUUCACCUGUAAGAAAUGCCUUAAGAAACUAGGUAACCGCCUGGAAUUUAUGGCACAUCUUAUGUGGCAUUUGGAGCCACCUGUGUCCGCAUGAGCUGAUCAACUAGCUUUUUACUUAUUUAGAGGACUGCACUACAUUAAAUUGACUGGUUCUGUUGGUAAAAUGUAAACUACAAGCUGUAUAUCUCACUCAAGAGAUCACAAUUUUCACCCUAUUUCUCGAGCCAUAAUAUUUGUCUAUUAUUUACACCUUCCGUUAUCUUGCCUGUAAACAAAAGAUCAUCAAGUAUGGAAUCACUUUGACGGCUGUUAAUCCAGAGCAAAUUUUGAAGUUUCUUUUCAGUUUUAUUUAAAUAGCUAUUUCUUCUUUGUCACAUCUUUCUUCUUCUUUUUCUUCUUCUUCUUCUUCUUCUUCUUCAUCUUCUUCAUCUUCUCUUUCUUAUAUAUAAUUUGCCCUAGAUUACUGUUAUUCUACACCAGUUUCUUUAUUUUGUUCUAUUGAAUCAGUUAAAUAGUAUAUUAACUUGCAAAUUGUUGACCUUCAGUUUUAUGAAAAAAAAAAGUCUAUUCUCUUGUUGACCUAUUGAAAAUUUUAUUUCAUUUUUAUUUAUUUAUUUUUUAAUUUUCCUUUUUAAUUGUGUCUUUCCAUUUUUAGAAAACCUAUAUUUCAGAAAGAAAGGAACUAGUAUUUUUAUUGUUAAUAUUGUUAUUAGCCUUGUGCCAAGGAAAAAAAAUUAUUACUGUUGUUAUUAUUAUUAUUAUUAUUAUCAUUAUCAUUAUUAUUAUUAUUAAAGAAUUGACAAGGAAGCAAAUUUCAACUACUUUUGCAUAUUAAUUUUAUUUUUACCUGGACACCACUUCUCUUGUAUCAUAUUUCCCAAAUAAUUCCUAUCACUAUGUCAGAUGAAGUUAAAUAUUCCUCAAUCAGAAUAUAAAGUUAUCACAUUUACUGUUUCCCAGUUUCAACAUUGUAUCAUAUUUCCUUGAGAUAAUUCUAAAACUGAUUUCUUUUAAAUUGAUGUAAAACAAAACAAAAUGAAACAAAGGCAUAUAUGAAAAAAACUAUAUAAAAAAAUUUAUUUAAAACCAUAUUUAUUUAUUUCUGAUAAAUUUUAGGGUAAACAUUCAGUAGGUCACUCCAAUCCUUCUGCUUUCUAAAUUGCUUGAGAAUAUUGGCAAAUUAAUCAUUGCCAGGCAAUAUAAAUAACAAUACAAUACCAAACUUAUGCUAUUUCAAAGGGUCUGUUUCUUGAGAGAUGCUACUAAUGUCAGUAUGAAUCCCUUUGCAUACUAAACUAACUGGAACCUUUUUGAUGGUUCUGCUAAAAAAAAGAGAAAAAGGUUUAAAAAAAGAACAAGUCUGUACCAGUGUGUCUUUAUUGUACUGUUUCAGUUUGAAAGCGAAAGCAAUACAUGACAGUGGCUACCAUAAGUCAUAUAUAUAUGUAUGUAAGUAUAUAUAUAUAUAUAUAUAUAUAUAUGUGUGUGUGUGUGUGGAUAUGUAUAUGUGUGUAUUUAUAUAUAUAUGUGCACAUAUAUAUGUAUACACAUGUAUAUAUUAUGUGUAUGUAUGCGUGUAUGUAUAUAUAUAUAUGCAUAUGUAUAUGUGUGUAUGUAUGUAUACACACGCACACACACACACAAAAUAAAACUCAGGAGAGUAAAACAUGUCUGCCAUCAUGUUCAAAGUGAUGCCUUUUUCCACAGUUAGAUAUUCACCCAUUUUUUUUUUUUCUUUUUCUUAAAUCAGAUUUCCUAAAACAAACAAAAAAGAAAAUACUACAUUUAGAAACUUAUAACCAAUUAGUGAAAUUGCUUAUUUAGCUGCUAUUAUUUUAGUUUAUUGUUGUUAUUAUUGUUAUUGUUAUUACUACUAUCAUUAUUGUUCCAUUUGUCUUUCUUUCUGUCAAUCAUUAUUAUUAGUAUUAUUUUUAUGAUUACCAUUAUUAUUAUUUUGUUUG